This is a messenger RNA of Styela clava, 8065 nucleotides long. The record is from RefSeq and is a predicted model, not a curated record. NCBI's taxonomy places the organism in Eukaryota, Metazoa, Chordata, Ascidiacea, Stolidobranchia, Styelidae.
UAUUUAAGUUACUGUAAGUGCAGUAGAAACCAAAUUAUGCUUAAUGGUUUACAUUUAUCAUGACUUGGAGAUACAGAGACCCAACACAUGAGUGAAUUUAUUGGGAAUAACAUUUCAAAAUAAUAAGAAAGAAUGGCGUUACCUGAAGGAAUGUAUAGGUUUGUUCCGGGAGAGGAAGAAUUGCAGAAAUUUAUAAGUUCUGCUGCGAAUCAAAGCGUACGACCGUACAACACGAAUGAGGAAUAUCUUUAUGCUAUGAAAGAGGAUUUGGCCGAAUGGUUUAAGGAACUUUACCAAGUCAACAUUUAUGUCGAUAACUUCAUUGAAUUUUUACAAGAUGGAAAUCUGCUUUGUGAACAUGCAAACAGUGUCAAUGAAAAAGCCAAUGAAUUUCGAACUCUGCAUCGUGGGGAUCCCAUACUUGACCGAAUAAUCUUACCAUCCAAAACUGUGCAUUAUAAUCCGGGUCGUCAUGCAAGUACCUUCUUUGCUCGAGACAACGUUGCCAACUUCAUUGGUUGGUGCAGAAAGGAACUUAGGAUCGCUGAAGCCGUCAUGUUUGAGUCCAAUGAUUUGAUCUUGAGAAAAAAUGAAAAGAAUUUCAUAUUGUGUUUACUUGAGGUUGCACGACGGGGGUCAAAGUUCGGCGUACCGGCUCCAGUUUUGAUUCAAAUGGAAGAGGAAAUCGACGAGGAGAUUGAGCAAGAUUUGAGGGAUGAACAGAGUGAGGAGGAAUGUGAAGAACAGGAGGAGGAAAUAAUCCGGGAACCCCCUAAACAGAAAGUUGCCUGUGAUUUCAAGAGCUUGGAUGAAAUGGAAUAUCAUCUAUGGUGCUUUAACAAUAUUUUUCAAAAUGUAUAUUUUUCUGCUUCCUAUCAGAAUGAGGUUCAAUAUAUCCUUGGUAUGUGCACAUGUCCGACUCAGUUUCCAAUGGUAAAAGUCAGUGAAGGAAAAUAUAAAGUUGGAGAUUCGAAAACACUGAUAUUCAUGAGGAUCUUACGCAACCAUGUUAUGGUUCGAGUUGGGGGAGGAUGGGAUACAUUGGAACAUUACCUGGACAAACAUGACCCAUGCAGAUGCAACCGACAUAGGGUCGAACAAAAAAUUGCGACAAGGAUUCGUGAUCUUGGGAUAGUUUUGACUCCGGAAGAAGAGCAAGAACUUAUCAGUCGAGCGAAACGUGAAACAAAACGUGAUUUUACAGCUCGGAACCGAUCCUUGUCAAGCCUCAACGCAAAGCAAGCAGCAGAGAUCAUGAACAAAGCAGGAACUGGUGGUGGUGGGAGCAGUGGUGGUUUGAGUCAACCUAGAAAUUCAGAGUUAAGAAAAAGCAGGGAUGACUGGAGCAAUAACAACAUCAAAAGCCAGAGCUUGCCCGGUUUCAACAACACCAUGUCCACUGUGUCGCCUGGUCGAGGAUCAAAGGUCAGGGAUGAAAGUUCAACACCACGAGAAAGCCGGAAAUCAAAAAGCACAAAUAGAACCUCAGAAGCAAUGAACCAGAACAGUAACCAUAGAAACGAUAUCAUGGAAUACUUUGAUGUUGAUGCAUCAUACAUUGACCCAAGGCAUGCACCCCAGAACAGGGCUCGGAGCAGGUCCCCAGCCCCAGAUAGAGGGUCAAAAUCUCUCUCUCGGUACAGUACAGACAAUAAACGGCAAAGUAAUAACCCAGAAAUCAAAAUUACAAAAUCCAGCAGUUCUGAUUUAAAUAAUACCUAUCCUGGAUCAAGAGACUCAAAAAGUGGAAAUUUACGAACUUCAAAAAAUAAUUUAUCAUUACCCGGGGGGAAUAAAUCACCCCCGAAAAGUCCAACUGAGCGAAGAAGCAAAACCCCAACUCCUGGAAACCUGCGUUCCUCUUCAACGAGUGCCUUGUCACAUGAGUACUCCCCACCCCGUCGCUCCGUGACCCCUACCCCCACGUCGACCUCAGAGCGCCGAGCGGCUCUUAGUGUAUCUCGAUCAAAAAGCCCAGAUCCAGACAGAAUGCUACGUACUAGUACAAUAGAGGAGAAAAGAAAAUCAACCACUAGAGGGACCAAAGGUCCACCGUCUUCGUACAGAAACUCCGAAACGCUACCUCGAAACUACAAAACGACUGAGAAACACCCAAAACUGGAAACAACAAACUCUCGCCCGUUAACGCCGAGAUCAACAAACACUGAUAGAAGAUCAGCUUCAACAGACAGGAGAUAUAACUCAUUACCGCGACCUUCCUCUGCAAUGGCUAUACAUAGGGAUGAUGAAGUUGAUUCUGGAAGAAAAUCAACAACCCUGUCAGUAACCAGAGGAAGCUCACAUCACAAGAGUAUGCAGGAUAUCCGUGAUUCGAGACCAGCACGUCCAAAAUCAGCUCUUGGAAUCUAUUCCUCAACGAGCAAUCUUUCCACUGUGCCAUCCAGUACUAACAAUGCAAAGAAUCAAGGAAGAAAAACUGUGGCUUCAACCACUGCAAAUAAUUCUAUGCAAAGAUUAAACACUAAGAAUCGUUCCCAGUCUAUGGACAACCUGCCAAAGCAGUUAUCAACACCUAGUCCAAGUGUUACACAGAGGAAUAUGUUCUUUGAAAGGUUAAGUCGACCAAAAACGGCUCCCAAGAACAAGACAAAAAGCAACAUAGUGGAUGAAGACGUCCUAUUGGUUGAAAGAAAGGGAGAAGGAAGUCAUGUUGUGCAGAGGAACACAGUUCAAAGGCCAGAUUCACCAAGAGUGGAACCACAUCAUUCCAAUCACGAUCAUGCAAAGUUGAUUCGUGAAAGCAGCACCAGUAGCGAUACCAGCUCUCAGAGCGCUCAUCAGCAACAACCAAUCACUCCAUCAGAUCUACGAUUACGAAUCAAUCGCAACGAGCCUGAGAAAAGGUCAUAUAAAAGUCAAGGGUCAUCUGUGGGGUCAACACCUUCACCGUCGAGAGAUUCCGCUCUAGCAAGUAGUUUGAGGUUGAGUGUCAGUAUGACUGGUUCACCUGAAUCACCAUCAUCCCGAGUAUCGUACUCUUGGACACCCGAUAGUGGUGGAGAUGAGCUCGAUUCGCCAUCUAGUGGUCACCCUGCACAUACUCCCAAAAUAAUUGAUCGACGGAAACCUAACGAUUCACAUCUAAAAGCUCCACCGAAACGGAAAGUAUCGAAAGAAGAAGUAAUACAUGUCGUUCGGAAUCCUGAGGGUCACCACCAGUGGGAGCACACUGAUACAAGUAUCGAACAAAGUCAGGAAUACAUUGAAAUGAGUCCUUACAAAGAUCAACUCUCUCCGAGAUCGAGUCGAAGUGAAAAACCGCUUAGGUCAUCCUUAAGGAAAGGAUCAUCCUCAUCUGAGUCAUCAGCUAUCAGUCCAGGGAAUAGGAACCCCCCACCCUCUAACAGCCGUAUCAGUAAAGCGCAAAUAACGAUUGGGAAACCAGCUCGAACAUCUACGCCGGUAAAUAACCGGAUCAGCACAGCGAGAGAGUUGCAGGUUGCGAGUCAUAAUUAUAGACCGAAGAAUGAGGUUGGCUCCACUUCAUCCAGUUCUAUGGGAUCUACAAGAUCGUCCAUAGAUGGAAAUCGUAGGAAAGGAAACAGUUUGACUGAUGAAGUUCGAGCGAUGUUAUUCACAGAAGAUGGGAAGCCUCGACCUUCAAAAUACAACACCAAACGUCCAACUACACCGCACACAUCAACAACACCGCGAUCAGCAUUGAAACAACGGCCUGUGACCCCAAGAAGUGAGACACUUCCUCGACCAAGCAGAGCACAAGCUCGACCUACGACCCCUGUGGCUCAAACUCGAACCUCAACGCUAAGAAUGAGACCAAAAACACCGGAGAAUAGACGAGGGGUUUUAACAAGACAGGAGAAAUUAAAGUCUUGGGAUGGACCCAGCCCUAAGAAAGAGCCAGAGGUUUCCCAACAAAUUCAACCAAAGGACAAGGAAUCCAGAAUGCUUCAAGAAAUGGAAAGAGAAUUUACUGAAAACCAGAAGAAAUUGGCAGCAGCAGGGUCAGUGGAGUCAGAAGAUAGAAUCUCUGGGAAUGAGAGUUUUGAUCAUAUGAAGAGCCCUGUAGUGGAAUACGACUACAAUGGCCGUCGAAUCCAGAAGAAACAAUCUCGGAGCAAAUCACCAGCUAAUCUCAGACAUAAACCAGCUGCUAGAAUGGAUUCUGUGGACUCAGAAGCAACGAAUAGAUCAUUUGAGACAGCAGAUUCGUUAGCUGAUUCAGAAGAUUUUGAAGUUGCCAUGGCGAUGAGCGGUGGAGCGAAGCGUAAUGCGGCAUCUACAAUCAGGAGUCGAAGUGUUGAUGAUUUCCUAGAUGACAGAGGACCAAGGCCAAGGAAGGAUAGACACGAAAGUCGGAAAUCGCGCAUCCCCACCCCUGUUCAUUUUAACUCCGGUCGGAAAUCUGUGACAGGAGUUCCGUACCACGAUUCUGAAGCUUCAAAGUCCGCCAUGAGAAGCAACAUAGAGGGAGUAGGGAGUCAUGAGAUUGAACGAAACCAUCAGAAGAAGGGUCAAAGGUCACAGGAAGGCAAUGCAAGAGAUAGAGGAUGGCAGAAUGCUGAUAUGGACAGGUAUAGGAGCCAACCACAACGAGAAUUCCACCCUCAGAAGGAGAACAUUCAACCCCCUAUUCCAUCUCACGUCAGGUCUGUUGAGGAAUACAAUUUAGACGGCCAAGAAUGCUUCACAUUCGGUCGCCAUGGCAACACCAAAACAAAACCUCCUCGGAAAAACGCAGACCAUUUGCGCAACGAUCAAAAUAACCUUAAAACCCGCAAUGCAGAAUUUUCCGAUAUAAAGGCGCAGUACUUUUGCCAGGAUGAUUCUCAUCGUCCCAUGGAAAAUCGAUUCGCAGAGAAGGAUCGUGGCUAUAAUCACAAUUCAAAUAAUAACAAUAACUCAGACAUGAUUGGUCAAUCAUUGGACCAAUCACAAGAGCCCAUACCACCACCAAGGAAAAAAGGAGGGUAUCACCGUAGCAACCUGCAUUCCUCACCUGCUGAUUUGCUGAAAUCGAAUUCAGUGUCAUCCAAUCAAAUUCAUUCCCGCCCAAAUGCCUCAACUAAUCAAAUUGAAAGUUACCAAUAUGAGAGAAAUGAACCUAAAAAUGAGAGACAUUACUCCGAGCCAAAAUAUUCAUCCACUAGAGGUCAGCAGCAGUAUUUACUGACCCAACAGAGCGCACAAGACCAGUACCGGAUAAAUCCUUCAUCGAAUAAAGGUCAACAUCAGUAUUCAAUGGGCCAACACUCACAAGAUCAUUAUGGGCAAAAAUCACCAUCUGCUAGAGGUCACCAGCAAGUUAUUUCUUCCCAACACCCCCAAGAUCGAAACGAUUCAGGAAUCGAGAUUGGUACGGAUCCCGAGUCCCCAGGUUCGAGCUCGGCAAUGUCUAUGAGGUCGGCAAUAAAUGGAGACAACAGUCUUGGGGCGAAAUCUGGCACUUCUGGUGGCUCUGUCUUUUCUCCCGAGUAUUCACCACACCAAAUACAACCAAAUACUAAAUGGGACCAAAGUAACCAAUCUGCAUACCAACUUGGACGCGCCCAAACCACUGUACCAAACCAUGGCGUUAUGGAAACAACCAGCGGAAAAUAUUACUACGUUUCUCCAACUAGUCGUAACAACCCGAGACUUCAUACUGGUUACGAUAUACCAAACCAAAACCAACCAUACCAACCAAGUUCUGGUUACUAUAGUUCACCAAGCAAAACUCCAAACCAGCUUACCAAAUCCCCAUCACCAAGCAAUUACCAAUCAAACCAAUCAGCAAAACCAUACUAUCAACCAGAAAAACAAUAUUCGCCACAGAAAACCAAUUACAACCAAUCCCAUGGUGACCAUUCACAUGGUGUAACCAAUGCGUACCAAUCACCUGAUUACCAUUCCACAUCUGGUCCUUAUUCAACAACCAUAGGCAACCAGAAAGCAACUCCCGAGCACCCUCAAGUGUCCCAAACCCGAGUUUCAAAACGUCCAAAUUUCAACGACUUUUUUAACGACAACCAAAAGUUGAAGAAUUCGCUGAGUAGUCUCAGCCAGUUGUACAGUGAAAAUGACUCUAAGCCUUCAUACGGGAGCGCAUUCCAGUUAGAAGAUGAUCCCCUAAUUGAUGGCCGGCAACAUGGGUCGCAUAGGUCAUAUGGAAAUGCAUUCACACUAUCUUCAACAGCAUCGUUAGAUCACAAAAAAGUCGCUGAUGCGCGAAUUCCGCAAUAUAGUAAUCCCCCAGGGUAUGGGCAUGAAAAUUUAAGAGGGGCACCACCUUCACCAAAUCGAAGGGAUGGUAAUAACAAUCUUGGGCAAGCUACCAUUAGUGGUGGUCAGUAUUCACCAACUGACACGCCCCCUGCUCCACCCCCUCGUCAAAAAUCCCAUAAAGCUCUUGAGAAAACAAAACUUAGCAAUCUUGGCCCAAAAUAUUACUCCCAUAUUUCAAAUGAUGACUAUACCCAAGGCAGUGGGGAUAAUUUCAGAUUCGCUAAUGGUAUUGACUUACAAAAAGCAAAUGAAGACCAGGAGGCAAUGUAUGUGUAGAGAGUUAUUUACUUUGAGAUUUUAGAUGGCAGAACCAAAGCCGUCUUCCCUUAGUGAUGGAAUUAUUUGGAUCUGGUUGAAGGUUUCUUACACAAGAGACAUUUUACGGUACUGCCGUGGUAUGUGUACCAGGUUAGGGUUUGGUCAUAAUUUUCUCCUAUUUUGGUUCUGUUAUGAGUUCAGGGGCUGUCUGUGUUAGACAAGUGAAUAUACCUCCUGCCCAUAGGUUUCAGUCUCUUGAUGUAAAGUAGGCGAACAAAAUUCGCCACCUCCAUGUUAGACAUCAGGAGUGCCCAUUUUAAAUGGUGCUGUUGGAUCAGAAAAACAUUCGAAACUCGCGAUUUACACUUUUUCAGUCAUGGAUUUCAAAAUGAAUCGAAUUUUUUGAUUUUGACCAUUUCAUUACCCUAAGACUAUCUCGCCUCCAAUAUCAAAAUUUUCAACUAGGAAAGCAUUGAUAAUUGCUUCCAUUUUUUUUUAUUAAUUGCAACCAUCAGUUUCACAAAAUUCCUAAAAUUUGAAAAUAAGACUGAGAUUUAUGUAAAAUAGUUGUGUUUUUUUUUUCUGUACUAUGUACAAUUUUUUUUAUUACUCAUUUGAUGUACUUUUUAUUUCCCAGAACAAAACUCUAGACAAGUGCUAGAAAGCUGGCUUGGCCAGAAAGUUUGAAAUUAUAUUUUGCAAUGCAAUUGUUAUGCUUUAAACAGUGAAAUAACCGAACAAAAUCCACCUAUAUGUAUAUAUUGUGACAAAAAAUAGGUAACAGUUUCUAAUAAUUAAUUACGAUAAUUCAAUAACUGUCAUCAAUUUUGGUCGACAUCAUAUAUCGUUGGGGCAGACUAGCCUGCGAACAAAUUUGUUGGUUUCAUUUUUUCGAACCGUUGCCAAACGAAAAUAUCAGGCAAUUCUUUAUUUUUAACAAAAAAAAUGUUCUUUGUGUUUUUUGAUUUAUUUUUUUGUGACAAUUUUGAUAAUACAUACGAAGAAGACACAAAUUAUUGUGUCCCUGUCCAUAUUCCGAAUUAUCCCGCCAAGCAUAUUAGUAUUUAUUCACACCAAAACCAGGGAAAACUCUUGUGUACUCGUUUUAUAUAUUGUAAUAUUAAAUCUGUUCUACUUUGGUACUAUGCACCACUGCAAAUAAGUGAAGCGUUACUUGGCAGAAUAUUGGCACCCUAAUAUAAGCAAAUCAAUGCUGGCUUAAAUGCUUCAUUGAUUAUUGUGGAUAGUACCAAAGUAGAACUUGUAUAUUUGAAGCAGAAAUUCACUGUAAAUUUUACUGUUUAUUUUUAAUAGUAGUGGAGUAAUGAUAUUGUACUGUGAUUCAUUUAUUUUGUAAAUUUUGUGUUUUUCAUUCUUUAGUAUAAAGGUCUGUUAGUUUAAUGUCACCCGUGUCUGUACUUAUUCGUUUCAAUUGGUAUUUAUCCUGAACAUACAAUUGCAGCUUCCUUCACCAUCAAGUCCAUCCAUAUCAAACGAAUACGAGGUGUCCAUAAAGUCUCUUUACGGCGCUCCCGAAGUAUGCGAACCAAGAUGGCGGACAUCG